UAAGCCACAUGCUCCGAGGGAGCUCUUUAUAAGGCCAAGUGGGAGGCGAGCGGCGCUGGAAACCAAGAGGCAGGAGCAGCAGCAGCAGGAGGAGGAGGAGCAGCGGCGCCCAGUGGAAGUGGCCCAGCUCGCCUUUCGCUUGGCUACCAAAGCCACUCAGGGGAAGAAGUUCAGACACAUCGCCGCUCCGUGCAAACGCGGGAUCCAGAGACUCUUCGGAGAAAGCCUGCAAGAGUAUAGGAAAACAUGAUUUCCCAAAUCCACAUGGCCUUGAUCCUCCUUAUAGCCUACAACAUCCAUGAAACUGAACAGAACAAAGAGGGUUGUCAACGGCUCAUCACUGGAUCACACCUACAAAACAUCUCAGAUAUGAUUGACAGUCAGAUGGAGACCUCCUGCAACCGAACUGUCAUCUAUGUAGACAGGAGUGAACUGGACACUACAGAAUGCUUUCUCAAAGCAGCAUAUUCUCCAUUGUUAAACAUCCUUGAUAAAAUUAAGUUCAAGGACAAUUCUGCAAACUUCAAUAAGCUACAAAAAAUUAAAGAUCUGCACCUGGAUCUUGGAAGUUGCUUAGAUGACUCUCCUGAUCACCAGACAUGCACCAAGGAGUUCUCCCUGACACCGGAGAAGAUGUUGCAAAAGGUGCUCGACUAUUUCAGUGAAGCUAAGCAUUUUUUGUCCAAACCAGUCUUCCCUCAUGACUGUUCUAGUGCCUUCAAGAAGUGUUCAGACUCUCAGGAAAAGAAGAGAAUGAAAUCUACAGGUGUGGUGACUGACCAGGAUGGUGUGCGCCCAGAUGCGAACCUGAUGAAUGGGGGAGGCUCAGCUUUUCUCCUUCCAGCCUUUGAACACUCUUCUUCCAUUGCAGACCAUCUAGACAGCAAGGAGACAGCUGACAGCACUCUCCAGGUUUUCAUACUGCCUGACACCACACAGACCCAAAGAGUGGCAGAGGGUGGUACUAAGGCCAGGGUGCUUAGGAGCACUCGGGGCCAGGGAGCUGCAGAAAGCAUGGAUUUCCAUGCUGGCAAUGGUGCUGUCAUAUCGGCAGAAGAAUGGGCAUUUGCAGCUGUAUCCCAGGGACCUGAAUCUCUAAUCAUGAACACUGCAUCCUUCUUGGACCCAACCAUAACACAGCACCAGUUGUCCAGCCAGCUCAGAAACCUUCCUUCCUCACCACUUAGUCAACAGCAUACUGAACUCUUAGAGACCAAGUCUCUCUUUUCUGGUUCAGGAGCAACCACUGGCAAAGCAUUGCCAAGUGAUUUACCUUCACAGCAUCUCCCUCUCUCUGGCUUAGCCAGGUCCUCCCUUCAUAAGCAAUGGCUUCGGGCACAAGAAAUGAGUGAGACCACUCCAGGACACAAGUCUGAUUGGGAAGUGGCUACCUCCAGCAGCACACGCAGCCUAACCGUGGCAAUUCCUGUCAACCUAGAACCAGUGUAUGACUCAGGAGUAUCCUCCAGGAGCAGAUGGGUGACACUUUCACCCAAUGACCCAACUCUUUUCCUUGACUUUGAUUCAGAGGAUUCUGUCUCUGCAACACAACAUCCUUCUAGAUUGACAGUCACCACAGAGAGCUCAUCCUCUCUCCAGCAGUUAUCUGCAGAAGGCUAUUCUUUGGGGGAGGAGGGCAGCAGUGGUAGAUCUCCAGGAGGAUAUCAAAGCACCCAACUGCGAGAGAGGAGAGCAGAAAGAGAAGAGGGCCUGGUUGAGAACAGGGAGGCAGAAGAGAGUAUGCCAGGGCCCGGCGUUGAUCAGAGCUUCAUUCCUCUGAACACAGACAAGCCAGAACCCAGCGAUACCCGAGGGAUGACUAUGACUUAUGUGAUGGUGGCCAGUGUCCUGGGGAUUCUGCUGGCAGUGGGAGGCUUGCUGUUCUACUUGCAUAAAUCCAGGAUCUUAGCAAGGCGGCAACCACAGAGGAAUGACAACAACGUGGAAAGACCAGAAGAAGGAAGGCCACUGAAUAGAGGGGAGGAGCAUAUAGAACUGCAGAUCCAAGAAGAACUAUGAGCUGGACCUUUCUUUCUAAAGAGAAAACCUGUGUGGGGCUUGGAUUAUCAGCCCCCUCUUUUAAAGUUAUGGUCCUCUUAAUACUAUUCAGAGGAAUUUAAAGACUGGAUUUUGAGGAUUGAAGGAGUUGCUCCAGCACUUUCCCACAAAGAGUAUUUUCUCUUUCCCUUUU
Anolis sagrei ordinatus is the source of this 2191-nucleotide messenger RNA. RefSeq names its product colony stimulating factor 1 (gene CSF1). Gene Ontology annotation, cellular component: membrane. Gene Ontology annotation, biological process: positive regulation of macrophage differentiation; osteoclast differentiation. Gene Ontology annotation, molecular function: growth factor activity; cytokine activity. The record is from RefSeq and is a predicted model, not a curated record. Lineage: Eukaryota; Metazoa; Chordata; Lepidosauria; Squamata; Anolidae.